Trichosurus vulpecula (common brushtail) is the source of this 5856-nucleotide messenger RNA. It is a transcript of the gene RPRD2, whose product is annotated as regulation of nuclear pre-mRNA domain containing 2. The record is from RefSeq and is a predicted model, not a curated record. Gene Ontology annotation, molecular function: RNA polymerase II C-terminal domain binding. Bases 1034 to 5410 code for a protein of 1458 amino acids. Gene Ontology annotation, cellular component: RNA polymerase II, holoenzyme. Lineage: Eukaryota; Metazoa; Chordata; Mammalia; Diprotodontia; Phalangeridae. Gene Ontology annotation, biological process: mRNA 3'-end processing. The transcript is spliced from 11 exons.
UCGUCCCGAUUCGGUGCUCCGGGGAGUUAGUGGAAGCGAGGGCUGCAGUCACCCAGGAAUAACAGUAGCUGCUUCGCAGUGGGAAUUCCCUGGCCCUUUUCCGUGAGCAGAACGACAUCAAGAGAGACCUUGAGGCCUUGAGAUCCGGAGGGAGAGGGCAAAGCGGGCCCCUCCCCCAAAACUCCCCACUGAUCGGCCAACUCUCUCUUUCUACCCCCUCCCUUUUUUCCCAGCGCUCAACACGCGAGUCUGUGGCACAGGCGCAGAAGGAGUCGGAGGGGGGCCCUUUGCUCUCGCGCGUGUGCGGGCUUCAGCGCGCGCUUUCCGUCUUUCUCUCUCGAUUGGUCAAAGUGCAUCGUCUCCACUCCUCCCCUUCCCUAGUCUAGAUUGAAGAGGAAGGGGAGGUGGAGCUGCAUAGCGCAUGCGCGGCAACCUUGCUGUCGCUGUUGCUGUUGCGUUGCAAAAAAAAAUUUCUGGCUGGGUAGUCUUGUGGCUCUCGUACGAGGGCUACAAGGGCUUUGAGAAAGUAUUGCGGAGGGGAGGGGGUGGGGGUGAGGAGUCGGGUAGUGUUAGGUGCCCGACGCAAACUCCCAUCCCCCGUCCCACGGGACACCCUAUUUUCUUGUUGGGAAAGGGGCUAUGAGUGCAAGGUGCUGGUCAGAGUCCUGCUGGGAGCGGAGUCCUGCGCUCUAAAACCCUCGCCUCUCGGGCCAGACGUUUAGAAGGGUAUUGCUCUAGGCCUUGUACGCCCCCGCCCCCUGGGCGAACCUCCUCCGACCCGGGACUGGUUUAAACACUACUUCUUCCAAAGUGACCAAAGUGCAAGACUCUCGGCCGCCCCCCUGAGCGCCGCGGGGCCGCCUCCGGCGCCGGCCCUCCCGGUCCUCCCGCCCCCUCCGCCAGCCUUGCCGAGCGCGUGCACCCGCUUUCUCUUUCCCUCGCAGCCCCCAGCUCGCACGCACCCGCAGUGAUUGUUUUGCCCGCUCCCGCCGCCGCCGCAGGAGGAGCAGCAGCGCUUGUGCAAGGGGGAAAGAUGGCGGCCGGCGGCGGCGGCGGAGGCGGUGGCAGCAAGGCCUCCUCGUCGGCGGGGGCCCUGGAAUCCUCGCUGGAUCGCAAAUUCCAGUCGGUGACCAACACGAUGGAAUCCAUCCAGGGCCUGUCGUCAUGGUGCAUCGAGAACAAGAAGCACCACAGCACCAUCGUCUACCACUGGAUGAAGUGGCUCCGCAGAUCUGCCUUUCCACACCGACUGAAUCUCUUUUACCUGGCCAAUGAUGUUAUACAGAACUGCAAACGGAAAAAUGCAAUCAUAUUCCGAGAAUCAUUUGCUGAAGUGCUUCCUGAAGCUGCCUCUCUGGUGAAGGAUCCAUCUGUCUCUAAGUCUGUAGAACGGAUUUUUAAAAUCUGGGAAGAGAGAAAUGUAUACCCUGAAGAAACAAUUGUAGUACUAAAAGAAGCUUUGAGUACCACUUUCAAAACUCAGAAGCAGCUGAAAGAAAAUCUGAACAAACAACCGAAUAAGCUGUGGAAGAAAUCACAAACCUCUACCAACCCUAAAGCUGCUCUCAAGUCUAAGAUAGUCGCCGAAUUUCGAUCCCAGGCUCUCAUUGAUGAACUACUGCUCUAUAAGCGUUCUGAGGACCAGAUUGAACUGAAGGAGAAGCAGCUGGCCACUAUGCGAGUAGAUGUGUGCAGUACAGAGACCCUCAAGUGCUUAAAAGAUAAAACUGGUGGGAAAAAGUUUUCCAAAGAAUUUGAAGAGGCAAGCUCCAAGCUGGAAGAAUUUGUGAAUGGCUUAGACAAGCAGGUGAAGAAUGGGCCCUCACUGACGGAGGCACUGGAGAAUGCUGGAAUUUUUUAUGAAGCUCAGUACAAGGAAGUCAAAGUGGUGGCCAACGCAUAUAAAACCUUUGCUAACAGAGUGAAUAAUUUAAAGAAGAAACUGGAUCAGCUUAAGUCCACCCUGCCUGAUCCUGAAGAAUCUCCAGUCCCUUCACCAAGCAUGGAUGCUCCCUCACCAACUGGUUCUGAGUCCCCUUUCCAGGGAAUGGGAGGAGAGGAGUCCCAAUCACCAGCUGUGGAGAGUGAGAAAUCAGCCACACCUGAGCCUGCUACAGAUAACCGGGAUGUGGAAGACAUGGAACUCUCAGAUGUGGAGGAUGAUACAUCAAAAAUCAUCGUGGAGGACAGGAAAGAAAAACCUGUUGAGAAGCCCGCUAUAUCCACGUCUGCACCUACUAAACUAACAGAAAGUGUCCCAAAGGCAGCACCGUGCACCACAGCUUCUGUGGCUGUGACAUCAACUCCGCCACCACCAAAACCCAUGAGCACAUCAGUUCUGCCCCCGUCCCCUGCCCUGGCUUUACCGAAUCUAGCCAAUGUGGAUCUGGCGAAGAUCAGUUCCAUCCUUAGCAGUCUAACAUCCGUCAUGAAGAAUACGGGGGUCAGUCCUGCAUCAAGACCAUCUCCAGGCACUCCUACAAGUCCCACACACCUCCCAGGCAACCUGAAAGCACCUGUUCCUGCCACAACAACCUCUCACAAUCCUCUGGCCAACAUCCUCUCAAAGGUGGAAAUCACCCCAGAGAGCAUUCUCUCUGCCCUUUCUAAAACCCAGACGCAGGCAGCCCCUGCACUGCAAGGCCUGUCAUCCUUACUUCAGAGUGUUACUGGGAACCCAGUUGCUUCAAGUGAAGCUGCAUCCCAGAGCACUUCAUCUUCCCCAGCCAACACCAGCAUCUCCAGCAUGAAAGGGAGGAGUCUGCCCUCUAAUACACAAUCCUUUAUGCCCAAAAGCUUUAGCUAUUCUCCUAACUCUUCAACUUCUGAGGUUUCUUCAACUUCAGUUAGCAAGGUCCCUAUAGGGCACAAUCCAGGGCUCCCAACCUCAAGUUUUAAGCCACCAUCCAACUCACUGGGAUUUUCUGCUUCCCACAGUGCAAGUCCUGCCAUUCCAGCCACUGAACCUGCUAUGGGGCAGUCUUCUGAGAUCUCUAAGCCAAAGCUAGAGUCAGAGCCCACUUCCCCAAGCCUAGAGAUGAAGAUCCAUAAUUUUUUGAAAGGUAACCCUGGCUUCAGUGGAUUAAACCUGAACAUCCCAAUCCUCAGCAGCUUGGGGGCCAGUAUUCCAGCUGAGAGCCAUCCAUCUGACUUUCAGCGAGGCCCAACAAGCACUUCCAUGGACAACAUUGAUGGAACUCCUGUCCGGGAUGAACGGAGUGGGACUCCUACCCAGGAUGAGAUGAUGGACAAGCCUACAUCCAGUAAUGUGGAUACUAUGUCCUUGCUGUCCAAAAUCAUUAGCCCUGGCUCUUCCACACCCAGCAGUACAAGGUCACCACCACCAGGGAGGGAUGAUAGCUAUUCCCAAGAGCUAUCUAACUCUGUAUCUUCCUAUCGGCCUUUUGGCCUAGGCAGUGAAUCCCCCUACAAGCAAACUUCUGAUGGAAUGGAGAGGCCAUCCUCCCUCAUGGAUUCACCACAGGAAAAGUUCUACCCAGAUACCUCUUUCCAGGAGGAUGAGGAUUACAGAGAUUUUGAAUACUCAGGCCCCCCUCCAUCAGCCAUGAUGAAUCUAGAGAAGAAGCCAGCUAAGUCUAUCCUAAAAGCAAGCAAGCUUUCUGACACCGACUACCAACCCAUCAUGUCCAGCUACAGCCACAGGACACAGGAAUUUGGUGUGAAGUCUACCUUCCCUCCAGCAAUGAGGGCUCUCCUGGACCCAAGUGAGAGUUGUGACCAUCUCUCCUCUUCUCCUGGCCUGUAUGGUGCCUAUAACCUAAGAGGGAAUGAGUCUGGGUCAGACCGGUCACCAUCACCGAGUAAGAAUGAUUCCUUUUUCUCUCCUGACUCCAACCACAGUAGCCUUUCUCAGUCUGCCAGUGUACACCUCGGCUUACCCCAGAAGCAGUACCCAGACUCUCCUCACUCGAUCCCACAUCGCUCCCUUUUCUCUCCACAGAGCACCCUUGCCACUCCCACAGGCCGGCCACCCACUUCAGGUGUGGAAAAAGUCCUGGCCUCCACCAUUUCUACCACUUCAACAAUUGAGUUUAAGAAUAUGCUCAAAAAUGCGUCACGAAAGCCCUCCGACGAUAAGCACUUUGGCCAGGCCCCCAGCAAGGGUAGCACGAGCGAUGGAGUCAGCCUUGCCAGCCUCGUCCAACCCAGCUUGAGUUCCAGUGAUCAGCAGCAGCAGCAGCAGCAGCCAGAGGAGCACUACCGCAUAGAAACCCGAGUCUCCUCUUCUUGCCUAGACUUACCUGAUAGUACCGAGGAGAAAGGGGCCCCCAUAGAAACCUUGGGUUACCAUAAUGCCUCCAACAGGAGGAUGUCAGGGGAGCCCAUCCAGACAGUAGAGUCCAUCCGGGUGCUGGGGAAAGGGAAUAGAGGACAUGGGCGUGAGCCUUCGAGGGUGGGUUGGUUUGAGCUGAGCCCCUCAGGCAGCUCCUUUGACAAUGGCCCCUCGAGUGCCUCAGAGCUGACCUCCCUUGGGGGUGGGAGUGGAGGGGGGCUUUCUGGCUUCAAAGCAGCGGCAUACAAGGAGCGGGCACCCUCAUUUCAGGAAAGUGUCAGCUUUCGUGCCAGCAACUUCAACUCUACUUUUGAACACCAUCUCCCCCCACCCCCCUUGGAGCAUGGGGCACCCUUCCAGAGAGAGCCUAUGGGGCCAUCAUCUGCCCCACCUGUUCCCUCUAAGGAGCAUGGUGGGCUCUUCUCUCGGGAUACUCCCAGCCACCUGGCCUCUGUGGAUCUUUCAAACCCCUUCACAAAGGAAGCAGCCCUAGCCCAUGGUGCCCCACCCCCUCCUCCUGGAGAUCAUAGUGGGGUUCCCUUCUCCACUCCACCUCCUCCUCCGCCCCCUGGGGAGCACAGCAGCAGUGGUGGCAGUGGCGUCCCUUUUUCUAACCCUCCCCCUCCUCCUCCCCCUGUUGACCACUCAGGGGUGGUCUCCUUCCAAGCCCCACCCCUGGCAGAGCACAGUGGAGUGCCGGGGCCUGUCGCGGUGUUCUCCAAGGAGCAUAGCUCCCUUCUCCAAGGGAAUCUGGCUGAGCAUUUUGGAGUGCUCCCAGGACCCCGGGACCCCACACAGAGGGACCUCAAUGGCCCUGGCCUGAGCCGUGUCCGUGAGGGCCUAAGCCUGCCUACACAUUCUCGAGAGCACCUAGGCCCAACCCACGGAGGAGGUGGGGGGGGCAGCAGCAGCAGUGGCCCGGCCUUGGGUCCCCCACACAGAGACACCAUCAGCCGGAGCGGAAUGAUCUUACGGAACCCCCGGCCAGACUUUCGGCCUAGGGAAUCUUUUCUCAACAGAGACCCAUUUCACAGCUUAAAGAGGCCCAGGCCACCUUUUGCUAGGGGCCCUCCGUUCUUUGCACCAAAACGCCCAUUCUUCCCUCCCAGGUACUGAUGGAGACCAAGGGAAAGCAUUUUGAACACUCUAGAGAGCAUUGGAAGUAGGUUUUUUUUUUUUGGUUUGUGCUUUUAUUUUUUUUUUGUUUUGUUUUUUUUCCUUUUCCUUAACGUCUUGUUUUUUUCCCCUUUUUUUAUUGUUGUGAUAAAGGGCCCCCCCCCAUGUCACCUUCCUAAAUUAAAAGAGAUCUCUGCUUGCACCUCCCAACUCUACUAGACUUUCUAUCUUUUCUUACCUACCUCCCACCCUCAUUUAUUUUUGUGGUGUGUAUGUGUGUGUGUGUGUGUGUGUGUAGAGAUAGACAUACAUAUACUCACAUACACACAACAUUCAGUUUGGUUGUGGGUCAUGGGGCAGCAGAAGAAAAGGAAAACAAAAUCUGUUCUAACCCCAUUUUCUGAAGACUAUUGCCAUUUAAAUAAAACUUCCAGUAGUACAGAUAA